This is a messenger RNA of Arabidopsis arenosa, 1078 nucleotides long. The record is from the annotation of a GenBank genome assembly. NCBI's taxonomy places the organism in Eukaryota, Viridiplantae, Streptophyta, Magnoliopsida, Brassicales, Brassicaceae.
AACGGUUAAGGUUACGACUCGCACAACAAAAAUGAUGAUCGGAGAAAAUAAUAACCGGCCACAUCCAACGAUCCAUAUCCCUCAAUGGGAUCUAAUCAACGAUCCAACGGCUACAAUCUCUUCACCAUACUCUUCCGUCAACAUUAACGGCGUUAACGACUACCCACACUCUCCGUCACCGUACCUCGAAUCCUUCGCUUCUCUCUUCCGUUACCUCCCGUCAAACGAGUUAACAAACGAUUCCGACUCAUCAAGCGGAGACGAGUCAUCACCACUCACCGACUCGUUCUCCUCCGACGAGUUUCGCAUGUACGAGUUCAAAAUCCGACGAUGCGCUCGAGGCCGAUCUCAUGAUUGGACGGAGUGUCCGUUUGCACAUCCCGGAGAAAAAGCUCGACGACGUGAUCCAAGGAAGUUUCAUUACUCCGGCACCGCUUGUCCUGAGUUUCGUAAAGGAAGUUGUAGAAGAGGUGAUUCAUGUGAGUUCGCUCAUGGAGUUUUCGAGUGUUGGCUUCAUCCUUCUCGUUAUCGUACUCAGCCGUGUAAAGACGGAACUAGUUGCCGGAGAAGGAUCUGUUUCUUCGCUCAUACGACGGAGCAGUUGCGUGUUUUACCUUGUUCGUUAGAUCCAGAUCUUGGAUUCUUCUCAUCGACUUCUCCGACUUCGAUUCUUGUUUCUCCUUCGUUUUCACCACCGUCGGAAUCUCCGCCGCUUUCUCCGAGUACCGGUGAACUUAUUGCGUCGAUGAGGAAAAUGCAAUUGAGCGGAGGUGGUUCCUGGAGUUCUUCUCCGGUGAGAUCUGGAGUUAGGUUACCUUUUUCGUCGUCUUUGCGUCCGAUUAAGGAGCCGACGUGGCCGAGAAUAAGAGAGUUUGAGAUCGAAGAAGCUCCGGCGAUGGAGUUUGUUGAAUCUGGGAAGGAACUGAGAGCGGAGAUGUAUGCAAGACUCAGUAGAGAGAACUCACUCGGUUGAGUCGACUCGGUCGAGUCUUUGAUGACGUGGCGACUCGAUCUGGUUUUAUUUUUUGUGAAUAUUUUGGAGAUUUUUCAGGUGUGUAGAUAAAUCACGUGGCGACUC